Messenger RNA from Penicillium diatomitis, 3732 nucleotides. RefSeq lists its product as uncharacterized. NCBI's taxonomy places the organism in Eukaryota, Fungi, Ascomycota, Eurotiomycetes, Eurotiales, Aspergillaceae. The record is from RefSeq and is a predicted model, not a curated record. Bases 1 to 3732 code for a protein of 1243 amino acids. The transcript is spliced from 5 exons.
AUGGCUACAGCUACCGCGAGGGCCCGGAAGCCCGUGGGCUCUGCGCCCUGGGUCGCUGCGGAAAAAGAAAACAUUACAGAUCUUGUUCGACAGGAGCUCGAGGAAGUCGAGUACCCGGUGCGCCAUGAGCUCGAUUGGUUGAAUGAGCAUAUGGCGGAGAUCUUCUCAAAGGGCCAGGCCAACUUCACCGAUGUCUUCAAGACGCCAGGGAAAAUGGUGGGGAAGACACCGCGCACGGCGCGUAAGCGUCCGGUGGAGGAAAAUCGGGUACCCCUAAGCGAAAUCUUUUCAUCGACGCAAAAGAACACAGAAAAGAAAGCUGUUCCAAGUCCGAGCCCUUUUGUGCAUCGGGUCAUGACCAAGUCCAAUGCAGCAGAACCUCAACCCGCCCGCGCGACUUCCCCUGCAACUUCCCCUACAGCCACUCGUUCCGAAAAUGUCGCGCAGGGCAUGCAGCUACAAUAUCCCGACCUCACCCAAAAACUAAACUCUUUCUCACAAUUCAACACUGAUUCGGGAUACCAUGGAUUGCAAGACGACAACGACAUCAUGAUGUCGGACACACAACCCGAAACUCAGUCGACGCAGCCGUUCGAGGAGGACGAUCAAUUGGUCCUGCACUCUGAAGUGGACGUCUCUCUCGAACAGCAGCCGACUGAAGACUCUUUCCAUUCCGCUCAGGAGAAUAUGCGUCUGCGCGGAGAGACCGUGGAGCCAAGAACUUCUACUCCAACCCCGAAGCAGCCACCAAUUUCUCGUUCGAACGCACCCGACUCAGUGAACCUUGGAUCCGAGGCAAACCUGACACCAAAGGCUCGCAAGGGCUCAGAGCGUGGGGAAACUGCAGCUGUGGAAUACAAGCAGCAGAGUCGAUCUCUGGAAAAACAAAUUACACUCACGCAAAAUGACAGGCUGGUUGACGAGGCCGAAAAGGCAGCCCAAGAAGCACAAAUUGGAGACCUUGGAGAGACCGAUGUUGACAUGGAGGCUGACUUCAAAGAAGAUCCUGUUCUUGAUGAAGAUUUCGACGAUAUCGGAUCGCCUUCGGACGGUUCAACCCCAGAGCGAUUCCCCAUGCGCAAGAGUAGUCUGAAUUUCGCCUCAUUGCCCGCGCGGGAGCCGCUGAAGGGGCCUCGUGUGUCCCGUACCUCUCAUAUCGAUCUACCAAAGCUGAAUCACGCCGGUCGCACUAGCCUUCUUGGCAAGCAAUUGGGGGCUUCUGGUUCCAAGCAAGCUGCAUCGGAUGAUGACGACAAACAUAAUGCGAGCGAUGGCCCGAAAAAUUCCGACGAGGCCAGGGAAGAAACUCUGGAUGUCGAGCAAGUCAGCAGGAUUCACAACAAAAAGUCCACACAGAGCCUUCACGAGAGAAUCAGUAUGCUUGGCAAGGUUCCGCCGUCCAGACACAAGAUCUCACUCGCAGCAACCGCCGCGACAUCUGCUGGUCAGAUACCUUACCCAGAAAUUCCCGCGACAAAAGCGGAGAUCAAGCCCAACACACUCGCAUCUGAAGAGCGUACGGGCGUGGUGCAGCAGUCCAAGGAGGAACCCGUGGAUGAGUGGAUCCGUCCGAUGAGCUCGCCACAGCGACUUGAUCUCACCAAGAGCAAAACUUUUGAUGUGAAUGAGAAGCUGUCCGAGCAGUCCCAGUCGACGAACAACUCAUCCACCAAGGAUAUGUCGAAUCCACAGCCUACCGAACCGCAACGUCCCAAGUCAUCCUACUCCAUUUUCUCCUCGCCUCGCCCGCAUGGUCACUUCAAGACCGCUUCUGUAUCAAACAUUACAUCGGAAACUUCGACUACUCCGACUGGAUCACCUAGGCGCUUCGAGGGUCCUUUGAGUGCAUCCAAGAUGAGACUACAGUCCAUUAUGAAAUCGGCCAAGGGCUUGUUCUCAAGUACUGCUGCGCCAACAAGAGUGGAGGUCCCGUCUCCAGAGCAGCAACGUCUUCGACCCCUAGACCAAGUGCAGAAGGUUUCUGAAAGCAAGUCAAAAUCUGAGCAACAGCCUCGUCAACACCUCAGUCCGCCGCGACACGAAGGUCGACGAACCCGAAGCUCCACGGAGAAAGAGGAGAAGCGUCGACAGCAGGAACUUGAGGAUCGUCAACGUGAAGAAGAUUUGAAGCAGGAGAAGGCGCGCGAGCAGGAAAAGGAGAAACAGCGUGUCUUGCAGGUCAAAAGCAUGCAAGACAAGUCGUCCAUUGAACCAGAGGACCGUCCGGGCAACGCUGCCCAGCGACCCAUCCAGGCACAUCGACAACAAUCACGAGAGCCGGAUUCUGUGCACGACGGAUCACGGUUUGGUCUCGCCCAAUCGAAACAAGCUGAUCGACGACCCAGACCUCCGACCAGGGAGCCCACCCAGAAGUCCAAUCCGAGACCGGUCUCCAUUCGAGUUGGCAGUACGCUAUCAAGGCCGAUGUCCGUAGCUUCAUCUAUUCCUUCCAAUUCCCAUGAGCCCGCUGUUGUGCUUCCUGCGCCAACUCCAGCUUCGACGGUCAAGGCCCCGACAUUGAAGAAGAAAGGUAGCAAUCAGUCCUUGCACGCGGCUUCUACGGCCAGUUCAUUGAAGAGCUCAGUCCUGAGUCAGACACAGGCACAGCGGAAGAGGAAAGAACAAGAAGAACGUGAGGCGCGCCGGAAAGAGGAGCAGAGAAAAGAGGAGCAAAAGCGUGAAUUCGAGCGGAAGCGCGCUCUGCAGAAACAGCAAGAAGAGGAGGCCAGACGGCAGGCUGAGGCGGCUGAGCGAGAGCGUUUGGCCCAGGAUGAUCCUAAGAAGAGCGCUCACAUGCGGGCAAUUGAAAGACGUCGUCAAGAAAACAAUGCUCGUAAAGGGCACGUCCGUCAGGGCAGUCAGCAAGCGCUUGGCGAGGCUUCCAUCCUACAGCACGAAAAAGCGGCUUCUCAGUCGUCGCAACGAAGUGACAUGGGAGCUGCCCGACCAGCAUCUCGCUUAGCGUAUGGACGUCCUAUGAAUGCUCCAGCGCCUAAUCCAGCCAAGCCACCCAAACGUAAUAUGGAUGAAGAAUCUGGUCACCGUUCGGCAAUGGUCAAUGCCUCCAACGUCCAGCCUUCGGGGGAGGCGAAACGACGCAAGACGGAAGACGAGCAUAAUCCUGUCCAGCCUGUUCGGCCAACAAUGGCUCCUCCUAUCCGCCAAUCGAGCAUCCGAAAGCAACCUUCAAUGUUUGGACAGUCAGCCUCGUCUAUUUUCAAGACUGGCCAGGCUCAAAGGCCAGCUCAUCCAUCCGAACUGGCAAAGUAUUCAAGCAAUAAAAUACCCUUUGCUGAACCCAGUCAUGCUCCGGCUGCGGCUUCGCAGAAGACACCGGGCCCUAGCUCCGCUCAGCGUCCCCCGUCCUCGGUCAAACCCUCACCCAAGUAUCCGAACGGAGAGAACAUUCAUCUUCCAGAGAUUGCUACAGAUAGCGAGGACGAAGAUGACUCGGACUCUGAGAUGUUCCCUGUGCCCAAGUGGGCACAGCCUAAGGAGCUGGAAGACCUGCUGCGGGUACAGGAAGGAAUGGAGGUUGACUCCAUCUUUGGCCCCAUUGCGCCUUUCUCUCUCGAAGAGACCUUCAAGGCCGAUAAAAAGAUCAAGAAAUAUCGCGACAGAACCAGCAGCGCGAAUUGGAAUGGGCCUGACGGUCUAACUCAGGAAGAGAUCCGCAAAGAUCGACUGGAGCGACAAAAGCUGCGACUCAAUGGUGGUUGGUCAUUCCAUUGA